Messenger RNA from Aethina tumida (small hive beetle), 12586 nucleotides. It is a transcript of the gene Dhc16F, whose product is annotated as dynein axonemal heavy chain 6. The record is from RefSeq and is a predicted model, not a curated record. Gene Ontology annotation, cellular component: dynein complex. The transcript has 45 exons. The coding region runs from base 295 to 12534 and encodes 4079 amino acids. Gene Ontology annotation, biological process: microtubule-based movement. NCBI's taxonomy places the organism in Eukaryota, Metazoa, Arthropoda, Insecta, Coleoptera, Nitidulidae. Gene Ontology annotation, molecular function: dynein intermediate chain binding; ATP hydrolysis activity; dynein light intermediate chain binding.
UGUUUUCAAACAAAUUUAUUGAAUAUAGUUUUGAAAACUACAUUAAAGUCUGUCUAUAUCUAUAGUUUUUUGGCACGUAACCUUUACAAGGAGAUUAGAAAAUCAAGUGCCCAGUCAAACUGCUAACCGAGUAUCUCAAAUAACUUUUCUAAACAAGUACGCCGCAAACAAGUCGGCAUAGUUUUCGCGGCUCGAAAUUGUUUGGUAACCAGGAAACGUAUCAAACAACUAAACGACCAUUUCUGCCAAACACGCUUCCACACAGUUUACGGUGUCGGGUAUAAGGACGGUGUGAUGUCUCAAGCGAGCGGUUGCGGUUCGGGCUCCGGCUCCAGCAAACGGCCGGACGAAAAGGUCGAAACUGCGGGACGGCUCCUUAAACUGCCGCCCAUCACCUAUCCGAGAGAUCCCGACAUGAUUCCUUUCCACAUUCCACACAAAUCCCUUAUCGAGAAGAUUGCCUACAAAAAAACACAACGUGAACCACUUAGCGGAUUUCUGGAGACCCAGAGAAACUUGGGAGUAAAAGAUAAAACACGUACUCUUCCUUCAAUAGUUUCAGAAGACAAAAAAGGAACUAUCAAAUUCGACUACAAAACCCUUCAGAAAGAGAAGGCGGCCAAGGGAAUGAAAAUUGUGGAACUUCAUCCUGACAAAGACGAGAUUGUGUUACCGCAUCACAGAUUACAAGGUGUCGCCUCCCAGGCCUACUGGAUAAACACGAUGAGGAACAAAACGGACGGUUCAUUCGUUUAUUUUACCUAUAUUGUGGACAAUUCUUCGGAGAAUUAUUCUCCGUACGCUGUCAGGGAGGUCCCCUAUUCGGAAGUGGACAAGAGCAACUUUUUCACGAUGAGCUCGAAAGGCGUUUUACAGCACGUUGGCUACGAAACGAUCUUCACACCUUUAGACCACUGGGAGGCUGAAUAUAACAUGUACUGCAGGCUUAUGAAGAUCAAAUCAUUUUUUAAUUUUCGCAUGUGGAAGGGAUUUUAUGUUUGGCGGAAAGGAAUUAAAUACAGGAAGUAUAGCACCGCUCAAAAGCACAUCAAUGAAAAUUUGUACAUACUGAAUCCGAUUUUGAGGGACGGCUUGCUAAACAUUUUGCAAAUGUGCGUCAAGAUGACCGACAUCAUUUUCACCGACUCUUCAAACAUUGUCGAACGUAUGCUGUUUUACUUCAUUGAAGAUCAGAUGAGAAAAUUAGAAAUAAUCUCAGCAAAGAUUGAGGAGUUUCGGGAGGUUGCAAAAGAUGUUAUAUUAAGUGCUUGUUAUGGUGCUUUAAUGGCUAAAGGAUUUCACGUGGACGAACGUAAACUUGAAGAAUAUAACAAAACCAAAAAGGGAAAGAAGAAAGAAAUUUCUCACAUCGAACAAGCCAACAAGAAGAAGUUUUGCUUUCGUUUAGCUUGUUUUAUAACCUUGUGUGAUUAUUUAAUGGUAGACAUGUUGCACAAUUUGAUUUUAGCUUCAAUAGCUGAAUUAAUCAAGGCGUUUGAAUCCCACUUGAAAUUUCUGCCAUCCAAAGAGGAUAUUAGGACCAAAAGUCUACAAGACGACUUGGAAGGACCUCGGCAACACGAACCAUCGCUGCCUUUAAUUAUUGCAACAGUUAUGUUGACACCAGAAAAACUAAGUGUGGAUCCACCAAUGAAAGUCACAUUGGAUAUCAUUGAACAAAUUAUUGACCUAUGGAUCUUCAACGCCACCAAACUUCCUACUUUAGUAGGUGACGAUGUCUAUUUGGACUUUACAACGCCGGUGGUGAAUUUAGUUGUAUCGGAGAGAAUUUGUGGCAUGGGUCCAAGGUUGACGUUUUAUUUGGGCAUCGACAAGAAUCUAGAAGACAUGAGAGAAAUCAUGGCUAAUUAUAUAAAACUGAAUUACAGAGAAGCUUUAACUUACAUCGAAAGAUUCGAUUAUAUAAGAAAGUUCUUCGGCGAAGACUUUGAAACAGGGAAGGAAGUUAUCGAACAAGAGACUAAUUUGGAAUUAUUUAGGAAUUGGUGUAUACGAUACCACGAUGAAAUCGAUACUAUUAACAAAAUAGUCGAGAAACAGUGUUUAGGUAUCCUUUAUCUGCAAUUCCAGAACAUGAAGGAGGAAGCGAUGCCGGAACCGUUGAGACUUUUACAACUUGUCGAAAAUGUUCUUCCGACUAUUGGCAAACAUAAAAUAGAUAAAUUAAUUGAAGACGUGGAUGCUGCCCAAAAUUAUCUUUUAGAGAAACCGGUGGAAACUCCUGAUUACGUGGCAUAUUUGGAGUAUAUUGAAAAAGCUGGAGCACUUGUUGAUGAAAUGGAAGUUGUCUUUGAUUAUUGCAAAGAUUUGUAUGAUAUUAUGGAAGAGUUUGAUAUUAGGACUGCUCCUGAAGAAAUCAGCAACUAUUUGGGGAUUAGUGUGACUUUAGGAAACUUAAGGAAUUUGGUCGAUAAGAAAACCGAAGAGACUCCCAGGAUUAUUAAGGACUUCAAUGAUCAACUCAACAAGGAUAUCAAUGCCUUGUUACGGGAAUUGGGAGUCAUCAAAGAUGAAUGCAUGCAACCGUGGUUGUACGACAUCAACUCCAAUAUACAAGAUGUGAAAGACUUUUUGGUUACCUUGUUGGAUCGUUUGUUAGCGUGUCAAAAUAGAUCCCAAGAAAUCAAAAACUAUCAGAAACAAUUUAGGCUUGAAGUGACAAGAUUCGACAUACUAGAAGAAGUAAUGAAUGAUGUGAAAUUAAGACAACUCUUGUGGGAGAGUGUGGAAACUUGGGCUACGACGAUGGACGAAUGGUACCACGCCGAUUUCAACGAACUAAACGUGGAGGAAAUGAAUACGUUUGUCGCUAAGAACAUAAAAAAUAUUACUCAGUUAGAAAAAGGUCUGCCUAAAAACUUAAUUGUGCCCAAACUGCGUGAUGAUGUCGAAAUUAUGAAGAACAAACUUCCAGUGAUCACGUACUUGAGAAAUCCUUUCUUGAAACAACGUCACUGGAUGAAAAUCGAAAAUAUACUAUCGUACAAAUUCAAACCUGACGUACAAAAUACCCUCGAAAUUUUCGAAGACUUAAACUGUUUCAAUUAUCCAGAUGACUUAAUGGAAGUUGCGGGUCAAGCCAGCAGUGAAGCUGGUUUAGAAGCAAUGCUCAAAAGAGUGGAGGAGGCUUGGGAGACUUUGGAAUUUCCUGUGGUGCCACACAAAGAUUCGAAAGAUGUUUAUAUUCUUGGUUCGCUGGAAGACGUGCAGGCAGUUCUGGACGAAACCACAAUUACUGUUCUUACUAUAGCCAGUUCGAGACACGUUGGACCGAUCAAAUCCAAAGUGGAUGAAUGGUUGACAAAACUUGAUUUGUUUUCAAGAACCAUGGAUGAGUGGACAAUGUGCCAAACUAGCUGGAUUUACCUCGAAAUAAUUUUUUCUGCACCCGACAUCCAAAGACAAUUGCCAAACGAGUCGAAACUGUUUUUGAUAGUUGACAAAUCUUGGAAGGAUAUAAUGAGAAGGACGGCCAAAAUGCCUUUGGCCAUGGAGUCAGCCAUGUAUCCCAAUCUAUGCGAAAUUUUUAAGAAAAACAACGAACUCCUGGAACAAAUCAUGAAGUGUCUGGAAUCAUAUUUGGAAACGAAAAGAGUGGCGUUCCCCAGAUUCUAUUUCUUAUCCAACGAUGAAUUGUUGGAUAUUUUAGCGCAGACUCGAAAUCCGCACGCCGUUCAGCCGCAUCUCAGAAAAUGUUUCGAUGCAAUAGCCAAACUGGAAUUCGGUGUCAAAUUAGCGGAUGACACGCAGGAAACGGAAGGCAAAAAGAAACCUCCCGAACCGAUUUUAACCACCGAUAUAGUCGCCAUGCUGAGCCCGGAGGGCGAGAGAGUACCUUUGGGCAAGGGUUUGAAGGCGCGGGGAAACGUGGAAGACUGGCUGGGCAAAGUGGAGGAGUCGAUGUUCACUUCGCUACGCAGAAUCAUGAAGUUCUCGUUGAAUGAUUACAGCACGAAAAAACGAACGGAUUGGGUCGUACAUCAUCCGAACCAGAUUAUUUUGACCGUUUCUCAGAUCAUGUGGGCGAGGGGAGUGCACGAGGUAUUCGACAGUGCUUCUCAUGGUCCUCACGGCCAGCUACAGUCACACGCAAGCCAUGGCACACCUUCACCGGCGGUUUUUAAGUUGAUGGAACAAUACGAACAAAAGUGUAUUACUGAUUUAAAUAACUUGGCUAUACUUGUAAGAAGUCAACUACCUCCAGUCACAAGAAAAAUACUUAUUGCCCUCAUAACCAUAGACGUCCAUGCUAGAGAUACUAUUCACAACAUGGUUUCUAAUAAAGUACACGACAGUCUAUCUUUCGAGUGGCUAAAAGUUUUGCGUUACUAUUGGGAAGAUGACAUAGAUAAUUGCUUGGCUCGAAUGUCAAGUGCAUAUUACAUCUACGGUUAUGAAUAUUUAGGAGCUGGAGGAGUCUUGGUAAUCACCCCUCUAACAGACAGAUGCUACUUGUGUUUAAUGGGAGCAUUGCAAUUGGAUUUGGGUGGAGCUCCGGCCGGUCCUGCAGGUACUGGCAAAACAGAAACCACCAAAGACUUGGCCAAAGCGCUUGCCAUUCAAUGUGUGGUGUUUAACUGCUCAGAAGGCUUGGACUUCAAAAUGAUGGGCAGAUUCUUCUCUGGCUUGGCUCAGUCAGGAGCCUGGUGCUGUUUCGAUGAGUUCAACAGAAUUGAUAUCGAGGUGUUGUCCGUUAUUGCCCAGCAACUCAUCACGAUCAGGAACGCCAAAGCUGCAAGGUUGCAAAGAUUUAUGUUUGAAGGUCGAGAAAUAAAACUGGUCAAUAAGUGCGCCGCUUUUAUUACAAUGAAUCCUGGUUACGCUGGAAGAACUGAGUUGCCUGAUAAUUUGAAAGCACUGUUCAGACCUAUUUCAAUGAUGGUGCCAGAUUAUGCAUUGAUUGCCGAGGUGAUCCUGUACUCGGAAGGUUUCGAGUCGUCAAAAGUCCUCUCGGGAAAGAUGGUGAAUAUGUAUAAGUUGUGCAGCGAACAACUUUCUCAACAAGAUCACUACGACUUCGGAAUGAGAGCGGUGAAAAGUGUAUUGGUGAUGGCAGGCGCGUUGAAACGUGCCACUCCAGACAGAGACGAAGACGUAGUGCUAAUUUGCGCCCUUCGUGACAGCAAUUUGCCCAAAUUUUUAACCGACGACGCCAUUCUGUUCCAAGGCAUCCUUGGUGAUCUGUUUCCUGGAGUCGAACUACCGGAGUCAGAUUAUGGAGUAUUCGAAGAGACAAUUGUGCAAGUGAUGGUGGACAACAUUUUACAGCCAGAAAAGCCGAUGAUACUGAAAGUUUUGCAAUUGUACGAGACAAUGAUUGUGAGAUGGGGUGUUAUGUUGGUAGGACCGACUGGAAGUGGAAAGAGUACCAUACUUAAUACAUUAAAUUGGUCGUUGACUAAGAUGCAUGCAGACGACCAUCGAGGUCCAUAUUAUCACCCAGUUCACACCUACACCAUCAACCCCAAAGCUGUGACAGCUGGUGAACUGUACGGCGAAGUCAAUCCAUUCACACUAGAAUGGAAGGAUGGAUUGAUGGGUUUAAUGAUGAGGACUGCCGUUAAUGAUACAUCUGAGGAUCAUCAAUGGAUAGUUUGUGAUGGACCAGUUGAUGCCGUAUGGAUUGAAAAUUUGAAUACAGUCCUGGAUGAUAAUAAAAUGUUGUGCCUUGCCAAUUCGGAAAGAAUAAAACUAACACCUUAUGUCCACAUGGUCUUUGAAGUCCAAGAUUUGGCUCAAGCUUCUCCUGCUACGGUCAGCAGAUGUGGUAUGGUUUACGUCGAUCCUGACGACAUAAAAUGGAUGCCAUACGUCAAGUCUUGGAUACAGAGAUUGAAUGAAAACCUAGUAAAUCAAGAAAUGAAAGAUUUUAUUUUGACGUUGUUCGAGUUUGCUGUAGCCGAUGGUUUGGAGUUCAUUAAAAAGUUCUGCGUCUACUCAAUCAAUCAAGUAGAUAUAGCUAAGGUGAAGGUGAUUUGUAAUUUGAUGCAGAGCUAUUUGCAAAUACCCGGUGCGAUGGAAAAAAUCGGCGAAAAGAGCAAAGUGCGAAUAUUUUUGGGACAAACGUUUUUGGUUGCCUAUAUUUGGGGAUUGGCUGGGAACCUUAAGCUUGAUAGCAAGACUAAAUUCGAAGCGUUUGUCAAUAAAAUUUUUGAUGAACAUUCAGAUGCAAGAUUGCCUACUAUAGCUGGUUUGUGGGACGUCUUCGUUGAUGCUGUUGGUCAUAAAUUGGAAGUGUGGCAAAAAAUCAUACCGAAUUUUGCUUAUGAUCCGGAACUACCAUUUUUCGAGAUGCUUGUUCCAACAAUUGAUACGAUACGUUAUGGUCAUAUUAUGGAGCGAUUAAUCUACAUUAACCAUCCUGUACUUCUGACAGGAGACACUGGGGUUGGAAAAUCGGUGGUGGCAAAAGAAGUCUUGGCAACGUUACACAAUACGGGCAAUUUUGUGCCAGUAUCCAUGAAUUUUUCCGCUCAAACAAGCAGUUUUAGAACGCAGGAAAUUAUGGAGUUGAAAUUGGACAAAAAGAGAAAGAAUUUAUUAGGAGCACCGAUUGGGAAAAGAGUUAUAAUAUUCGUGGACGAUGUUAAUAUGCCAAAACUUGAAAGAUACGGCGCUCAACCACCUAUUGAACUUCUGCGACAGUUCUUGGACUAUGGUGGUUUGUAUGAUAGAGAGAAAUUGUUUUGGAAAACUAUCCAAGAUGUGGUGAUAACGUCAGCGUGCGCACCACCUGGAGGUGGUAGGAACCCUCUCACACCAAGAUUUGUGAGGCACUUUGGCACCUUGCUAAUACCACCGCCAACAGAAAUGUCGCUCAAAGCAAUUUUUAAAUCGAUCCUGAAAGGUUUCCUGAACGACUUCUCCAACGCUAUCAGAGAUUUGGGCGACUCGAUGAUCAACGCCGCCGUCGACAUUUAUGACAGAAUCGCAACAGAUCUUUUGCCUACUCCUGCGAAGUCCCAUUACGUGUUCAACUUGCGUGAUCUGUCCAAAUGUAUUCAAGGUAUCACGCAAGCCGACUCUGGAACAAUGCGCGAUGACAAGACAAUGAUGCGUCUCUUUUAUCACGAGUGUUUGCGAGUUUUUCACGAUAGAUUGAUCAAUGUGGAGGACAAGUCAUACUUUUAUUUCUUGAUGAAGGAACUAUGCAUUAGACAUUUUGGUGGAGGGGUCGUCAAGUUGCCGGACGUACCUUUGAUCACGGAGCCCCCAUUGUUGUUGUUCGGUGAUUUUUUGCAUUUUGGAGCGGAGCAGGAAGAUAGACUUUAUGAAGAACUGACUGACGUUGACAAAAUUAAGAGCGCUCUUUCUGAUUAUUUGGAAGAUUUCAAUCUGUCGACUUCAAAGGAAAUGAAACUUAUAUUUUUCAUGGAUGCGAUAGAACAUUGUGUUCGACUGGCAAGAAUUUUACGAGCUGAGAGAGGAAAUGCUUUGCUUGUUGGCGUUGGAGGAAUGGGAAAACAAAGUUUGACGAAGCUUUCUUCACACGUCAACGCUUACAAAUGUUUCCAAAUAGAACUAACAAGAAACUACGACCAUAAUUAUUUCUUUGAAGACUUAAGGAAAAUGUACAACGCAGCAGGAUGUGAAAACAUUAAGACGACAUUUUUGUUCACAGACACACAAAUAGUACAAGAGGAAUUCUUGGAGGACAUUAACAACAUUCUAAACUCAGGAGAGGUACCAAAUUUGUUUGAAAGCGACGAAUUGGAAAAAGUUAUUAACUCUUCGAGAGAAGGGGCAAAAGCAUCGGGAAUCGACGAAGGAAACAGAGAUGGUAUUUUCGAAUUCUUCAUAAAUAAAGUUAGAGCAAAGUUGCAUCUCGUGCUUUGCAUGAGCCCGGUAGGAGAUGCGUUCAGACGUAGGUGCAGAAUGUUUCCCUCUUUAGUGAAUUGUUGUACGAUCGACUGGUUCGAUAAAUGGCCUGAAGAAGCUUUGAUUUCUGUCGCGCAAAAUACUUUAUUGUUUUUAGAAAAUCAAAGUCUUGUUGAGAAACUCUCCGAUAUUUGUGUGCUAAUGCAUAAGAGCGUUGAGGACAUGACAAUCCGUUACUUCUUGGAAAUGAAGCGUUAUUACUAUGUAACACCUAGCAGCUAUCUGGAACUCAUUAAACUAUUUGAAUCUUUGUUGGGUAAUCGAAAGGAGACCAUAAAACGAACUCGAGAUAGAAUCGCGAACGGAUUAAAAAAAAUCUAUGAAACAAACGAAGUUAUUGAUUCCAUGAAGGAAACUCUAAUUGCCUUAGAACCGGAACUUGCUAAGAAAUCAAAAGCGGCCGCCGAACUGAUGGUAUAUCUUGAAAAGGAACAGAAAAGUGCGGAUAAGGUUCGAAAAACUGUUCAAGCUGACGAAGCGGUUGCAAAGGUGAAAGCAGAAGAAACUCAAGCAAUUGCAGACGAUGCACAAAGAGAUUUAGACACCGCAUUGCCGGCGCUUGAAGCUGCAAUUCAAGCGCUUGCAGCGUUAAACAAGAAUGACAUUAAUGAAAUUAAGGCGUUUACGAGUCCACCUAAAAUGGUCCAGUAUGUUAUGGAAUCAGUUUGUAUUUUAUUAAAUGCCAAGACUACUUGGGAUUCGGCCAAAAAAGUUUUGGGAGAUGUCAAAUUUUUACAAAAACUGCAGGAAUACGACAAAAACAAUAUCAGUGAAACUAUACAGAAAAAGCUCCAGUCGUAUAUUGUCAAUCCAGAUUUCAUACCAGAGAAGAUUGCCAACGUCUCCAAAGCCUGUAAAAGUUUGUGUAUGUGGGUUAGAGCCAUGGAUACUUAUGCGAAGGUCUUCAAAAUAGUGGAACCCAAAAGAAAAAGGUUGCAAGAAGCUGAAAAAGAGCUAAACAAAACGAUGACAUUACUGCGAACGAAACAAAAAGAGUUAGCGGACGUGGAGGAGAUGAUUGCAGGCUUGGAGGCAACCUUUAACCAAACCAUGCAGGAAAAGCAAGACCUGGCCGACCUGAUGGAACUGACAUCCAAUCGUUUGAAUCGAGCGGGACGCCUCAACAUCGCACUAGGCGACGAACAGGCCCGUUGGGAGGAGAGCGUAAAAAAUUUGGCUAUUGAACUUCAAAACGCGGUGGGCGACGUGAUGCUGGCCUCCGGUUGCGUCGCUUAUCUCGGCGCUUUCACCAGCAACUACCGGCAGGUGUUGAUGAAAACUUGGGAGAAAAAGUGCAAACAAUAUUCGAUACCCGCAUCUAGUAACUUCAGUUUGAUCAACAUAUUGGCGGAUCAGUACGAGAUACGGAUGUGGAACACGUUUGGGCUACCGCGUGAUUUAAUUUCCACAGAGAACGCGAUCCUGGUUUCGCGGACGAGUAGAUGGCCGUUGAUGGUCGAUCCGCAAGAACAGGCCAACCGCUGGAUCAAGAACAUGGAGGCGGAACGAAGGUUGCAGAUUAUCAAAUUGACCGAGGGCAAUUUUAUGCGUACGAUGGAAAAUGCCGUUAGAAUUGGAUUGCCCGUAUUGUUGGAGGAAGUUGGUGAAACGCUUGAUCCAGUUUUGGAACCGAUUUUGUUGCGGCAAGUAUUUGUCUCCGGUGGAAGAACGUUAAUACAUUUGGGCGACUCUGAUGUGGAAUAUGACAUGAACUUUAAAUUCUACAUUACCACCAAACUGGCUAAUCCGCAUUAUCUUCCAGAGAUUUGUAUUAAGGUUACGAUUGUUAAUUUUACCGUUACUCCUUCGGGACUUGAAGACCAACUCCUGGCAGACGUGGUAAGAUUGGAAAGGCCCGAUCUGGAGGAUCAAAGAAAUGAACUCGUGGUAAAAAUUAACAGUGAUAAGGCUCAGUUAAAAUCAAUCGAAGAUAAAAUUUUGUAUCUCUUGUACCAUUCUGAAGGUAACAUUCUGGACGAUGAAGAACUAAUUGAAACACUAAACGAAAGUAAAGAAACUUCUGCAAUAAUUGAAGCUCGUUUGAUUGAAACAGAAGCAACUGAAGUGAAAAUCUCUGUGGCAAGAGAGAAAUACAGGAACGUAGCUACAAAAGGUUCUGUGUUGUAUUUCGUGGUAGCUAACUUGGCUGAAAUUGACCCAAUGUAUCAGUUCUCCCUUAAAUACUUCAACCAAAUCUUCAACAACGUAAUUAUAAUAAGCGAAAAAAGCAAAAAUUUGGAUAACAGAUUGAACAUUUUACACAAGGAGAUAACAUUGGCUGUUUACACGAACGUGUCAAGAGGAUUAUUUGAACGUCACAAACUGGUUUUCAGUUUCAUGUUGAACGUGGCGAUCUUCCAAAAUUUGGGUUUAAUAAAUGAUAGUCAAUGGAACUAUCUUCUUAGAGGACCUAUUGGUUUUAAGGGUCCGUGCUCACCAAAACCGGAUGUCCAAUUGAUCACUGAUCAGAUGUGGUUGUCUGCUAAUUAUUUGGCGACUAUGUUCCCAAAGUUUAAAAAACUAUUGCCGGAGAUUACCAAAGUGAUUGAACUAAAGAUUGGCGAAUUCUACUUGAGCAUACAAUUACAUACGAAUCACAUGAGUCGUAUUGACUGGAAUGAAGAAUUGGAUGAUUUUCAUAAACUAAUGCUGAUCAAGUGUUUGAAAGAGGAGAAACUAGUAUUUGCCAUUACCGAGUUUGUACGAACUAAAAUGGGACAAGUUUUCAUUGAAAGCCCCCAAAUAUCUAUAAAAUUGCUUUAUCAAGACACAUCAAACUCUGUUCCGCUGAUAUUUAUCUUGAGCACAGGUUCAGAUCCAUUCGCAUCCUUUCAAAGAUUCGCAGCCGACAUGGGCUUCAAAGACAAAGUCAAGUCCAUAUCGUUGGGACAAGGUCAAGGGCCAGUUGCCGAGAAACUAAUAGACGAAGCCCUGGUUGUUGGUGAUUGGGUUUUCUUGCAGAAUUGCCAUUUGGCCACAUCUUGGAUGUUGUCGUUGGAGCGAAUUGUGCUGAGAAUAGCAGAAGAUGCAGGGAGAGUGAAUUUGAUGUUCAGGUUGUAUAUGAGUUCAAUGCCUUCAAAGGCGUUUCCGGUGUCGGUGCUCCAGAAUUCUGUUAAGGUGACCAACGAACCGCCCAAAGGCUUAAGAGCGAACAUCAAAAGAGCUUUCACCGAUAUGCUAGAGGACUUCUUCGAAGAUCAUCCUUUGAAUCAAGACUGGAAGACCAUGUUGUUCGGCAUUUGUAUGUUCCAUGCCACUAUUCAAGAGAGAAAGAAGUUCGGACCACUUGGUUGGAAUAUAGUGUAUGAGUUCAAUGAUUGUGAUCGAGACUUUGCUUUCAAUACCUUGAAAAUGUUCUGUGCUGAAGGAACAAUCCCUUGGGAUGCUUUAGAAUAUCUGACUGGUGAAAUUACAUACGGUGGAAGAGUGACAGAUUAUUGGGAUUUGAGAUGUUUGAAGACUAUUCUGAAAAUCUUCUUUUCUCCCGUAAUCCUCCAACCCGGUUACAGAUAUUCAAAGUCGGGAACGUAUUAUUGUCCGGCAUUUGAAAAACUGGAGGAGUACAGAAGUUUUAUAGAAGGAUUGCCUAUAAUUGAAGAGCCAGAAAUAUUUGGCAUGCAUGAAAAUGCCAACAUUGCAUUUCAAAAUAAAGAGACGCAAAACUUGUUGGUUACAAUAAUGGAAAGUCAACCUUCAAGUGGAGGAGGCGGAGAAGGUGUAUCAACCGAUGACAUAGUUUAUGAAUUAGCUGAAACUAUAAUCGCCACGAUUUUAACUAAAAUACCCGACGAGGAAUUCAAUAUACAUCUUUUCAAGAGAGAUGACAAAGGUCGUCUGCCUUCUCUAACAACAGUACUGACCCAAGAAGUGGACAGAUACAACAAACUACUGGUAAUAAUCCACAGCUCGUUGGAUCAGUUGAAGAAAGCCAUUAAAGGUUUUGUGGUGAUGUCAGAUGCGCUGGAGGAAGUUUUCAAAGCAUUCAUGAACAACCAGGUCCCAAAAAUGUGGACGGAGAAGGCGUACAACUCGUUGAAAAGUCUGGGGAGUUGGGUUCACGAUUUGGCUAUGAGGCUCGAUUUUAUUUCUAUUUGGUUCAGAUCUGGGCCGCCCGUUUCUUACUGGAUAUCGGGUUUUUAUUUUCCUCAAGGGUUUUUAACUGGUACUCUCCAAACGCAUGCCAGAAAAUAUAAUUUACCUAUUGAUGAGUUAAGAUUUGAUUUUCUUCCGAAGGCUACUUAUUUGGAACAGGAAGAACUUUAUAAAAUACAUACAUCCGAAGGGAAAGAGAUAUACACGAUGUAUCGCCCAUUAAAAUUUCCUCACGAUGGAGUGAUUAUUCAUGGACUUUUCGUUGAUGCGGGAAGGUGGGAUUCUGAUGCUCACAAACUUGUUGACGCCAAACCAGGCGAAAUAAAUCCUCCAUUAGUGGCAAUAGCGUUUGAGCCAACAACAACCCUCUUAGAGAAAAAUAGAUAUCCAGCCCCUUUGUACAAAACAUCAGUCAGAGCUGGAACUUUAUCGACAACUGGGCACAGUACAAAUUUUGUAAUUGCUAUUCUACUUAAUUCCGCAUUUCCUCCGAACUAUUGGAUCCUUAAAGGAACUGCGUUACUCACUCAAAUUACUGAUUAAUAUAUAUCAUAUUGUUAUAGUUUUUUAGGAAUAAAUUAAGGUUUUUCAACAA